Messenger RNA from Truncatella angustata, 3024 nucleotides. Its product is annotated as calcium-transporting ATPase. The record is from RefSeq and is a predicted model, not a curated record. The transcript is spliced from 4 exons. Gene Ontology annotation, cellular component: plasma membrane. NCBI's taxonomy places the organism in Eukaryota, Fungi, Ascomycota, Sordariomycetes, Amphisphaeriales, Sporocadaceae. Gene Ontology annotation, molecular function: ATP hydrolysis activity; P-type calcium transporter activity; ATP binding. The coding region runs from base 1 to 3024 and encodes 1007 amino acids. Gene Ontology annotation, biological process: intracellular calcium ion homeostasis; calcium ion transmembrane transport.
AUGGGUGAACCUCCCCCUGCUUCCGUCGACUCCGCUCAUACGGUCCAACUUGAGCAACUAGAGCGGUCUCUGUUAAAGACAAGCUUCCAGAAUGGACUCGACGCAGGCGAAGCCGCUGCUCGCCUGGAGCAGGAUGGGCCUAACAAGGUUGAAGGAGCUAAAGGGUUAUCCCCGUGGAAGAUUUUCUUGAGGCAGAUUUCAAACAGCUUGACACUCGUUCUCGUCGCCGUCAUGGCGAUUUCCUUUGCCAUCCAUGAUUAUAUCGAAGGUGGUAUCAUUGCCUUUGUUAUCUGUCUCAACAUCGUCGUCGGGUUCUGGCAAGACUUCAAAGCAGAAAAAGCAAUCCAGUCACUUUUUGCCCUUUCAGCCCCUACUUGCAAGGUUAUCCGUCAGGGACGCACGAUCAACAUUAAGGCCGAGGAACUUGUCAAGGGUGAUAUCGUGGUUCUUCACGUUGGGGAUAUUGUCCCUGCCGACCUCCGUCUCGUUAGCAGUCUUAACAUGACAACUGACGAAGCCCAUCUAACCGGAGAAUCAUUGCCUGUGAGCAAGCAUGCUGAUGCCAUCCUCGAUGACCCGGAUGUUCCUCUCGGUGACCGAAUCAACAUGCUUUACCAGGCGAGCAAGAUCACAAGGGGCAGAGGAAUGGCAGUUGUUGUGGCCACAGGCAUGACUACAGAAGUUGGCAAGAUCGCAGAAAUGCUUAGAGCCAACCCUUUCGCUGGUCAAGAAGUGGCCCAGAUCACACGAUUAUUGCACCGAUUCAAAGCCACUUCAACAAGUAUCCUUGGUCUUGACGGCACACCAUUGCAGGUUAAGCUAAGCAAGUUUGCCCUGCUUUUAUUCGCACUUGCCAUACUUUUGGUAAUUAUCGUGUUCUCGGCAAGUAUAUUCAAAAUCAGUGACGAAGUACUUAUUUACGGCAUUUGUGUCGGCGUUGCAGUCAUUCCAGAAUCGCUCAUCGCUGUGCUUACGAUCAGUAUUGCCGUUGGCACGAAAGCGAUGGCUCGCGGCAACGUUAUUGUGCGGAAAAUGGCUGCUCUGGAAGCUGUUGGUGGCGUCACCAAUAUUUGCACAGACAAAACUGGUACUCUAACACAGGGCAAGAUGAUUACAAGGAAGAUCUGGCUCCGUGAUGGGUCAAUGGCUACAGUAGAAGAGUGCACACACCCGUUUGAUCCUACCAGCGGUAGAAUUGCGUGGGGUUCUGAUGGGGUGAUCGACGAACCCAAAUUGCUCUCCAGGCUACCCGCGAAGGCUGAAGCUUUUGUCGACUGCAUUUCUCUGUGCAACAACUCUGUUAUCAGUGAUGGCAAGGCCGGUGCCUCUGACGACAUGGUUGAGACCUCUACUAUAUCUACUGUCGGCCCUGCCAAUUGGGAUGCUACCGGUGAGCCUACCGAAAUUGCGCUCCACGUCUUUGCCAUGCGGUUUGGUCAUAGCAAGUCCACUAUCGUUCAGGCAAAGGCAUCAAAUCUGAUUGCCGAGUUUCCAUUUGACUCCUCUUGUAAGAGGAUGACAGUCAUUUACAGGCAUUCAUCUUCGGGAACAGCAUGUAUCUACACCAAGGGAGCCUUGGAGGCAAUUCUCCCGUUGCUUGACGCAACAGAUGAGGUUAAGGCAGAACUCACAGAGAAGGCUGACUCACUAGCUUCCGAAGGACUACGAGUUUUGUGUAUUGCGCAAAGGCUUGUGCCUCUCAACUCUGCUGGCUUUGAAGACAUUGCAAAAAAUCGAGAGACUGCAGAGUGUAGACUCUCUCCUCUUGGGUUGGCUGGUCUAUAUGACCCUCCCCGUUUGGAAACAGCAGAUGCGGUGCAACGAUGCAAGCAGGCGGGUAUCAUGGUUCAUAUGCUCACCGGAGAUCACAUCAAGACUGCAACAGCCAUUGCCAAAGAGGUUGGGAUUCUCAGUGGUAAACUGUCGCCGGCUGAACUCGACACGGCGAUAAUGCAGGCUAGUGUGUUCGACGCACUAAGUGACGAUGCUAUCACACAACUGGAGAAGCUCCCUCUCGUCCUCGCACGUUGCAGCCCCUCUACCAAAGUCAGAAUGGUGGAGGCUCUUCACCGCCGAGGUGGCUUCUGCGUGAUGACUGGAGAUGGCGUCAACGACUCUCCGGCACUCAAAAAAGCUGACGUUGGUAUCGCGAUGGGUUUGAAUGGAAGCGACGUGGCUAAAGAGGCUGCGGACAUGGUUCUCACGGAUGACAAUUUCGCAUCCAUCGUGACUGCCAUUAAAGAAGGCCGCCGACUGUUCGACAACAUCCAGAAAUUCUUGCUACAUUUGUUGGUGUCAAACAUAGCCCAGGUCAUCCUUCUUCUCAUCGCCCUGGCAUUCAAAGAUACCAGGGGCAACUCUGUUUUCCCACUUUCACCCCUCGAAAUUCUUUGGGCGAAUCUUAUCACCUCAUCCGGUCUUGCUAUCGGUCUUGGUCUGGAGGAAGCUCAACCGGACAUCAUGACCCGGCCACCCCACAGUCUGCGCGUCGGUGUUUUCACGUGGGAACUCAUCAUAGAUAAGAUGGUGUAUGGAUUCUUCAUGGGCUCGCUCUGCCUAACGGCUUUCAUCACCACGACCUACGGCCGGUAUGGUACUGACCCCUCUGUUCUCGGCUUCAAUUGUAAUUCCGAAUACAACAAAUCCUGCGAUAUUGUGUUCCAAGCACGCGCCACCACUUUCGCAACGCUCGUGUUCCUGUUGCUCGUCACUGCUUGGGAGGUUAAGCAUUUUACUCGGUCGCUCUUCGCUAUGAAUCCAGAAUUGUACUCUGGGCCGUUUGCCAUCUUCAAAACUGUCUCGAGAAACAGGGUUCUCUAUUGGGCGGUUGUCGGUGGGUUCUUGGCCUCCUUCCCAGUAAUCUACAUUCCCUACGUCAAUGAGAUUGGAUUUAAACAUAGCGGUAUCUCCUGGCAGUGGGGCGUGGUGAUUGGUUGUUUCGUGGCUUAUGUUGCUUUGAUCGAAGGAUACAAGGCCAUAAAGCGGAAAACCAUGAAACCACGUACUAUUGUGAGCACAGUAUGA